Molecule: messenger RNA, 1335 nt
Organism: Saccoglossus kowalevskii
Lineage: Eukaryota; Metazoa; Hemichordata; Enteropneusta; Harrimaniidae
Biological process (GO): interstrand cross-link repair
Cellular component (GO): Fanconi anaemia nuclear complex
Molecular function (GO): protein binding
Source: RefSeq, a predicted model, not a curated record
UCAUGGCAAAACGAUGCUUAGAGCUAGAAAGAUAUGAGGUUGCUGCUGAGAAGUAUGUUGAUUUGUUAGGAAUGACUGUGGAUUCCAGUAUCCUGCAGUGUGAGGAUAUUCCCAACAGCAUGCCAGAUUUCAUUAUCAUAUACUGUGAGGCUGUAGCUGCUUUAUUGAUGGUGUACCGACAUGAAGAUGUCUGCCUUGUGGCUCAAGAACUAAUCUCAAAGUCAACAUCAUCAGACGAUAAUGGAAGAUUACUGAUAAUUAACCAGUUUUCUUCACCUUCAUUGUUGGUAUCAUUCAGCGAUGAAACACUGAAUGUUUCAAAAAAUACACUACUUGAUGAAACUUUUGAUGAACCCAUGGAAAGUACAUCUAGAAAGCGAUUACGAAGUGAUGACAAGGAAAUGCAUCGAUCUUGCCAAAGUUCUGAUGAGGAGAAACUACUGCAUGUUGCCAUAGUUUUAAUGAUGCAGGCCGAGUCAUUGGUGGAAAUGAAUCAAAGCAGUGAUGCCUUGGAAUGCUUAGAUCAUGUCUGUCAGCUGUUGGGAGACGUGAUGCCAAUUAUAGAAGAACAACUUGAUGAUGGUGUGGGGAUAAAAAGAAGAAGAAUUAACACAGACGGAGAGCUAGCUACUACCCGUACUAAUGAUAAUAAGAUACAUAACAGACUAUUAGAAAUCAAAUCUGAUGCUUAUAACAAUAAAGCCAUGGUUUUAAUUGGUCUUAAUAAAGGACAUGAAGCACUCCAGAUGCUGUUAUUGAGUAUUCACUGUAAUGCAGAUAACAGUAAUGCUGUUUACAAUCACACAUUAAUUUUAUUUGACAUGAAACGUCAAAUAGAGGCUGUCAACAACUGGUUACAAUAUCGGCAUAUCGAUAGUAAAAUGGACAGUUUGCAAAUCAGCCAUUUACUCCGCAAGAAAUCGACAUUUCUGAGGACACAAAAUGAGCAGACAGAUGAAUACCAACUUGUAAAGAUGGACCAAAUAUGUCUUGAAUGGUGGAUGAAAUCUAAACAUCAAGUACACACCAUUGUUUAACACUAAUUAUAUUAUUGUAAUCUUGCUUUUAAAACAUGGAUAGGCUUUGUUGUCUGUUUUACUGAGAAACUGAUUGAAAGUCAUUUGUGAUAUAUAUUUUUUUUAUUGAAAGGAACGAUCCAAUAAUUGAAUUAUAGUUUCCUGUCACAUGAUAAAAUAAUAGCAUGUUAAUUCUGUAAAUUGCUUUCUGGUUAAGUGCGUUCGAAAGAUCUAAGAAAUGCUGAUUCGCCGUAGAGCUUUGUCGGCGCUUUCUCGUCACAUGUAAUUUAUGAAAAGGUCCAUAUAACAUAAGAUACCG